Manis pentadactyla (Chinese pangolin) is the source of this 1101-nucleotide messenger RNA. It is a transcript of the gene RIPPLY1, whose product is annotated as ripply transcriptional repressor 1. Bases 7 to 540 code for a protein of 177 amino acids. The transcript is spliced from 4 exons. The record is from RefSeq and is a predicted model, not a curated record. Gene Ontology annotation, cellular component: nucleus. Gene Ontology annotation, biological process: embryonic pattern specification; negative regulation of transcription by RNA polymerase II. NCBI's taxonomy places the organism in Eukaryota, Metazoa, Chordata, Mammalia, Pholidota, Manidae.
CUAAGGAUGGAGCCUGCUGUUCCCUCUGCUGCCACCCCUGAGCCAGCCGAGGCCCUGGCCCAAGCUCCAGUCCUAGGGCAGGUCCCCCUGCCACUCCCUGGCCUUUUAAGCCCAUCGCCCCUUCUCUCCUCAAGACAAGAAGUAGAUGGAAGUGAAAGAAGAGCUUGUCUUUGGAGGCCCUGGCUGUCCUCUACAAACGACCAGUCAAGGCAGGUGAGGAAACCUGUAGAUUUGGCUGCUGGUGGGGUUAUGGGUGCUGAGGACCCCAAGACUGACUCUCAGUUCCAUCACCCAGUCAGGCUCUUCUGGCCUAAGUCCUGUUCUUUUGACUAUCUGUACAGUGAUGGGGAGACUUUACUGCAGAGUUUCCCUGUCCAGGCAACCAUCAACCUAUAUGAGGACUCAGACAACGAAAAAGAGGAAGAAGAAGAGGAAGACAAAGAAGAGGAAGAGAAAGAGGCAGAUGAAAAGGGGCCAGAAGGGUGUGUGGAGAUAUCAGGGUCAACAACACAGAGGGCCACAGCUCAGCCCUGCUCCUGAUCUGUCCAAACUGACCUGGUCAGAGUCUGAUUGGGGUUCAGUAUGCCUGGCAAGGCUCCAGGGCAUCGAUUAGUCAGGAGUCUCCAGACAUAGCUUUUCGAAUUGGAAGUUGAGUCCUUGAGUCACCAGCUUUCCCUGGCUAUCCCCAGCUGGCCUGUGAGCCUGGGCUUCUGGCAUCUCAUUGUCUGGGUUGCUGUUGUGUUGACAGUGAGAAGUUCCUAGGAGCUCUAGGGGAAGGAAGACCUGCUCUCUGAAGCCCCUACUAAGCAAAUCAAGAUGGAGUAUGCCUAUGCAGAGGGUAACAGUCACUCUUCAGAGCUCUUGGAUUCCCCAGCCUUCCAGGUGGCCACAUAGUCCCACCUCCCCAUGGAAAGCAUGACUUCCAGCUUCACCACCAGGGAUGCCAACACUAGAUCCAAGCAAAGUUGGGGUGCCUUUCUGAUGGGAAAGAGGCAUCUACAGAAUCAGCUUGCUUUGGGGACCUCUCCCCAUUUUACUUGCUAUCUGUUGGGGUCUAUGUGUCGGCAUGAGAUGAAUCAGGGGAAAAAUAAACUAGAUGAU